This is a messenger RNA of Quercus robur (English oak), 1651 nucleotides long. Its product is annotated as fasciclin-like arabinogalactan protein 21. The transcript has a single exon. Bases 53 to 1408 code for a protein of 451 amino acids. Lineage: Eukaryota; Viridiplantae; Streptophyta; Magnoliopsida; Fagales; Fagaceae. The record is from RefSeq and is a predicted model, not a curated record.
UUCACUCAUUUCUCACUCUCUUGCUUCAGUGAAUACUCUCUCUCUCUCUCCCAUGGCGACCUCUCUGCGAUUUGCAGUGAUUCUCAUUGCGAUCUUGAUCCUCACAUUCCUCACUUUUCCGAGCGCCACCGCCAUUGAUGGCCUAGAGCAAAUCGUAACUCCUUCAAUACCUUCAACUUCACCACCACCACCACCACCACAACCACAACCACAACCACAACCACUAUCACCACCAACAACAAGUGGUAACCAAGAACUCCAAGACCACUCGUUUUUCUCACACACAACUCUCCUCCCUCCGAUUCUAUCUCACCUUGGCUUCCACGAGCUCGCUAUCGCCGCGCCAUCUCUCGCCGACUCAACCGCCUCCACGGCCUGGACUGGUCCUUCGACUCUCUUCGCUCCCUCCGAUUCCUCUCUCCGCUCUUGCGGUUCUUGCUCCAUCCCUAACCUCCUUCGCGAACACCUCGUUCCUGGUCUCUUCACCAUCGACUAUCUCCGAAAGCUCGCUUUCGGUACCAAGAUCGAGACCUUGAGUCCCGGCCGUUGCAUCACCGUCACUGCCGAGAGAUCUAGCAAGAUCUCGAACUUCUCCGCCUCCGGCGGAGCGGACAAGGUUUUCAUCGGAGGCGUGGAGAUCACUCAUCCUGAUCUCUUCAACAACGGCCUCGUCGUUGUUCAUGGACUCCAAGGCUUCGUCUCUCCGCUCUCGCCGUACUCUUGUGACGUCGAGAGGAUGACGUCAUUGUCGUUCCCGUUUCAUUCUGAUCGUACGCACCAGAAUCAGCCAUUGGUUCAACCUGUGAUCAGUAUCAUGCGCUUGAUGCUGCGUGACGCUAUGCUUAGGCUCCGUAACAACGGGUUUAGCAUCUUGGCGCUUGCUAUGAGGGUCAAGUACAAUGACCUCGUCGGACUCAACAACAUGACGGUGUUCGCCAUUGAUGACGUGUCGAUCUUCUCUGGCUCGCAUGCGUACACCAGUAACGUACGUUUCCACAUCGUGCCGAACCAUUUCUUGACGAUCUCGGACCUUGAGAAGCUUCCUCUUGGAACGCCGUUGCCGACGCUCGAGCGAGGUCAGUCUCUGUUGAUCACCACCGCCGGUGGAGGAGGAUUUUCGGCGGCGCCGUUGAGGAUCAACUAUGUGAGGAUUAAGGUUCCCGACGUGAUGCGCAACCUCAAGAUCGUGGUGCACAGCUUGUACUUGCCGUUCCCGCACCUUCAUCCAAUGGCUGCUGCGUAUGAUGAGAUCCUCGGAAGAGGACAUUACGGUGCGGAUCAAGUGGUCUCAGAUCGGACGGUGAAUGGAGUUUGUGACGCCAUGGAUGGGCAUGGAGGUUGCGCUGAAGUCCCUCUACCUCAAGUCAAGAGUACGGUCGAGAUCGAAGAUCACCAUGGCCUGCGAUAAACAGACUGUUUUCCUCAAGAUGAGCUUCUUUUUCAUGGAUGACGUGUCUCUGUGAACUGAGAUUUUUUUUUUUUUUUUCGAAUGUUCUGUAUGUACGUACUGGUUUUAGACGAUUCUCAAUUCUGCUUGAUAUGUGUUUUCAUUGAAUUGGUACGGUUGUGUACUGAUAAUAAGGCCUGGGAGCCUAGCUACUCUGCUAGUGUAUGAUUUGAUAUGAUGAUCAUGUUCCUGUCACUUUUGUCA